AAAAAAGAAGAAGACCGUUUAACUACUCAAAGAGCAGAACAAGAGAAGAAAGAGAAAGAAGAGUUAGAAUUGAGACUGAAAAAGCAACAAGAAGAGAAAGAAGCUCAACUAAAAAUAGAGCAAGAACGAUUAGAAAAGGAAGCUGAAGAUGCAAGAAAAGCAACACUUCAAGCGGAACAAGAGAAGAAAGAGAAAGAAGAGUUAGAAUUGAGACUGAAAAAGCAACAAGAAGAGAAAGAAGCUCAACUAAAAAUAGAGCAAGAACGAUUAGAAAAGGAAGCUGAAGAUGCAAGAAAAGCAACACUUCAAGCGGAACAAGAGAAAGAAGCUGCUUUUGCUGCUGCUCAAGAAGCUCAACGAAAAUCUCAGUUGUUAGAAGAUGAGAAACUUCAAUUAGAAAGAUCUUUACUACUUUUAUCUCAAGAAAAAGAAAGAAUAGCACAAGAAGCUAAAGAAAGAGAAGAAGCUCGCGCGGAGACUGAAAAGAUGAGAGAACAGGCAAAUGCGGCUAAAAUGCAAGAAGAAGUUGAACGACUUGCAAGAGAAAAGGUACAGAAAGAGAUCGAACUGAUGAGAGCGAAAGAAGAACGUGAAAAGGCAGAGAGAGCAGAAGCCGAUAAACACAAACGAGAAGAAGAAGAAAAAGCCGAACAAGACGCAAAAGAAGCUGAAAAGAAAAAAAUUCAAGAGGAGGCGAAUAGAUUAGCCGCCGAGAAAAUGGCACAAGAGCUUCAACGGAUAAAAGAAGAGGAAGCCAAAGAGAGAUUAAUAGCACAAGCUGAGUUAGAAAAGGUCAGAUUGGAGAAAGAAAAAUUGUUACAAGAGAUGGCAGAAAAAGCCGCUCAAGACGCUCAAAGAGAAAAGGAACAAGCCGAGUUAGAAAAAGCAAAAGCGGGGAAUAAUAAGCACGAAGAAAAAAAAGAAAAGGAAAAAGAAAAAAAUGGCACAGUCGAUAACACAGGCACAGAAGAUCAAUCAGAACCAAAUGGUGUUAAGCCACAAACAAGUCAGCAAAAUGGACCAACAACCCUUGAGAAGCCAGAAGACCAAAGAGUUAAGAAUGAGAAGAUCAGAUACAAAACACUUAUCAUCGCAUCUGUGGUGACAUUCUUUGUUUCUUACAACGUUAUGAGAAUCAUCUUCGGAAUCAGCUCAUUGGGGAAUAAAAAUUGA
Messenger RNA from Entamoeba invadens IP1, 1173 nucleotides. RefSeq lists its product as hypothetical. NCBI's taxonomy places the organism in Eukaryota, Evosea, Mastigamoebida, Endamoebidae. The record is from RefSeq and is a predicted model, not a curated record. The annotation marks the transcript as partial. The transcript has a single exon.